AUGGCGGUGAAAACCGAUAUGAGCAAGGCUUAUGAUCGCAUAGAGUGGGGUUUUAUUAGAGCAGUCCUGGCCCAGCUUGGUUUUGACCCGAUAUGGGUCUCUUGGAUCUUGGCGUGUGUUGAAUCAGUAUCGUACUCUUUUCUGCUCAAUGGUUCACCUUCCGGUCAUGUUACUCCAUCGCGUGGAAUACGGCAAGGUGAUCCGCUCUCACCAUACUUGUUCAUCAUGUGUACAGAAGUCCUCUCAGCGAUGUGUACUAAGGCGCAACUAAACGGUACUAUGGCGGGGGUGAAGGUAGCACGGAACUGUCCUCCGAUUAAUCAUCUAUUGUUCGCGGACGAUACAAUGUUUUUUUGCAAAUCAACACCCGCCUGUGUCACUACUCUGAAGACGAUCUUAGAGAGUUAUGAAAAGGUAUCUGGACAACGGAUCAACCUGCUGAAGUCGUCUAUCACUUUCUCGGCUAAGACCCCUGGUGAGGUUAAAGCUCGAGUGAAGACUGAGCUGUCUAUCCCGGCAGAGGGAGGGAUUGGCAAAUAUUUGGGCCUCCCCGAAAACUUUGGCCGCAAGAAGAGAGACAUAUUUGCGGCAAUUCUUGAUCGCAUCAGACAGAAGGCGCAUAGCUGGACAUCUCGGUUCUUAUCAGGCGCCGGUAAACAAGUCCUCCUCAAAUCUGUCCUUGCUGCAAUACCGUGCUAUACGAUGUCAUGUUUCAAGUUGCCUAUCUCUCUAUGCAAACAAAUACAAUCCCUCCUUACUCGAUUUUGGUGGGAUGCAAACCCGGAAAAGAAAAAGAUGUGUUGGGUUGCAUGGUCUACUCUCACACUGCCCAAAUAUGCUGGUGGCUUAGGUUUCAAAGACAUUGAGACUUUUAAUGAUGCCAUGCUCGCUAAAAUUGGCUGGCGCCUUAUACAGUUUCCAGACUCGUUGCUGGAACAAGUGCUGCUCGGAAAAUAUGCUAAAGCUUCCUCUUUCAUGGAGUGUGAAAGCCCAUCAUCAGCCUCCCACGGAUGGAGAAGUAUCUUGGCAGGUCGGGAGGUUCUAAGAAAAGGACUCGGUUGGGUGGUUGGGAAUGGAGAAAACAUCAAGGUGUGGGGGGAUCCUUGGCUCUCCUCCUCCUUUCCUACAGCCCCUAUGGGUCCACCAACUGAGAAUGCAGUAUCGAUGACAGUUAGUGAGCUUCUAUGCCCUCUCACUAACGCCUGGGACAUCCAAAAGAUCAGGAACUAUCUUCCUCAGUAUGAAGGCAUUAUUAAUAGGAUUAUCACAAGCUCUGCCCCUGCUCGCGACUCCCUCGCCAGGCUAGCUGAGAAAUCAGGAGAGUACACUGUGAAAACGGGAUAUGGAGUGGAACGUGUUGGCUUGAUCCCUCCUCACACAAAUGAGCAGACUUUUGAUUGGCUAAAGAACAUAUGGAACCUGAAUACUUCACCCAAGAUCAAGGAUUUUCUAUGGAAAGUCAAAAGAAAAGCAAUCCCAGUUAGUUCCAAUCUAGCGACCAGAGGUAUGGCUCCGUUUCCUUGCGCGAAAUGUGGAGGAGUUGAAGAUGAUCUCCACGUCUUCCUUCUCUGCCCCUUUGCUUCUCAAUCAUGGAGCCUAUUACCAGUUUAUGAAAUUCCGGAUGGUUCAAAUAGCUCCAUGGCGAGUUUAUUUGCAAAUGCUCGAAAUAAGUUGUGCUUUGAAAACAAAACCUUCACGGAGUGGGAAGUUGUGAACAAAAGCGUUAUUGAUGCGAAGGAAUGGGCUGCUGCUCAACUGCUCACUGAAGAACAUAACCACGCUACCAAUCGACAAGGUUCUCCUCCGAUCAUUCCCCAACCAUCUCCUGGCCAAGUUCUGUGCCAUGUGGAUGCAGCUUGGGAUCUUCGUACUGGUAACUGUGGCAUAGGGGGUCUGUUUUCGGGACUGGAAGACACUAGGAUCCAGCCCCUUAAGGUUUCUCGUUCUUUUGUUUCAUCAGCUCUCAUGGGAGAAGCUCUUGCUGUUCGUUUGGCGGUGAUGACCGCCUCCUCGUCUAACGUCCGAUCGCUGAUAGUUCUUUCGGAUUCCCAGGUUCUUAUCAACAUGAUUAGAGCUAAGGAAUCACGCCCGGAACUGUUUGGCAUCUUGUUUGACAUCUAUCAUUUUAGCUUAUCUUUUGAGGAUAUUUCCUUUCACUUCAUUCCUCGCUUAUGUAAUGUGGCUGCUGAUAAAGUGGCUAAGGCAGCCCUGGCAUCUGUAAACUCUACCCCCCUAGUCGAAGGGUGA
Brassica napus (rape) is the source of this 2247-nucleotide messenger RNA. RefSeq lists its product as uncharacterized. The coding region runs from base 1 to 2247 and encodes 748 amino acids. The record is from RefSeq and is a predicted model, not a curated record. NCBI's taxonomy places the organism in Eukaryota, Viridiplantae, Streptophyta, Magnoliopsida, Brassicales, Brassicaceae. Gene Ontology annotation, molecular function: RNA-DNA hybrid ribonuclease activity; nucleic acid binding. The transcript is spliced from 2 exons.